AUGGCGGAGCGGAGCACACCUUCUUGUGUGAACUACUGGGACGAUUUCUACAGUGAGGGCGGACCGGGCUAUGUGGACACCUACGAGUGGUACCUCCUCUAUCCCGACAUUCGACCCUUCCUCGUCGCCAAUCUCCCAGCCGAGGGCCAACGGAUUCUUCACAUCGGUUGUGGCAACUCGGUGGUGGGCGAGAAGAUCGUGAACGACCCGGAGCUGCCGACGGGAGUGACGGUGGUCAACAUCGACAACUGCGAGCUCAUCGUGGAGAAGAUGCGCGAACGGCAGCGAGAAGCCUACAGCGCUGCCGCUUCAGCGUCGACGACAAAGCCAUCGGGCCGCGGACAGACGUCUGCCGACAAGAAGCGAAGAGCGGCAGGCAAGAGCGGCCACGGCGGCGGAGCUGCGCCGGACAUCGAUGAAAUGCUGUCACGAUGCACCUACGAGCUCAUGGGCGUCGAGAACAUGACCCUAGAAGACAACUCAUUCGAUCUCUGCCUUGACAAAGGCUGCCUAGAUGCCCUGUUGUCAACGGGUGAGGCGGAGGAGGGAACGAACGAAACGAUCCAACAGAUGAUGCGCGAGGUGUAUCGAGUGCUCAAGCCGGGCGCCAAGUUCCUCAUCUUCUCCAAGAACGACAGCUUCAUCACCAAUCCCUACUUCUACAUCAGCGACGACGUGGACUGGGAGGUGCAGGCCGACACCUUCGAUCGGUCCACCGUGGCUGCCGGUCGCGAGGGCAAGAAGGGCGGUGGCGGCCGAAGCAAUGCUAACAGCAACGGAGACGGCAGCGGAGGACCCGGUGGCGCCACCCUCGCCCGAACCUUCUAUCUCUACACCCUCACCUCCUGCAAACCGGAGUGA
Molecule: messenger RNA, 861 nt
Organism: Acanthamoeba castellanii str. Neff
Lineage: Eukaryota; Discosea; Longamoebia; Acanthamoebidae
Product: methyltransferase domain containing protein
Exons: 3
Coding region: 1-861 (286 amino acids)
Molecular function (GO): S-adenosylmethionine-dependent methyltransferase activity
Source: RefSeq, a predicted model, not a curated record